CAUCCCCCCAUCGGAGCUCCGCAAAGGUCAAGUGUUAUUGAUCCCCAAACACGAUCUAUAAUGUCGGAAUCAAACCUCCAAAAGUUUGGAUCAGGUCGAACAUGACGGAUGUGUUGCGCUCAGGCUCAUUAUCGUGUCUCUCUCUCGCGCGCGCGCCAGCUGAGCAGUAGGUGAUCAGACUCUGGUGCGUAAAAGACGCGCUCCGGGGCGGGGACUGAUUUGGAGACGCAUCAGUAAAAAAAAAAAAAAGAAAAAGGAAAAAAAAAAAGAGCACAUCAGCACGACGCGCUGCAUCUACAGAAACACAAUGAAAGUCCACGGCGAUGGACUUUUCCGAGUCCUCCGUGGAGCGCGUACGGUCCCCCACAGCCGCCGCCGCCGCUCCUUCGCCGCGGUGACAACGGCGACAUAAUGGCAUGCAGGAGCGGCUGCUGCUGCGGCUCCUCCGGCCCCAUCAACGAGGACAACGCGCGGUUCCUGCUGCUGGCGCUCUUCAUCGUCCUCUACCUGCUGUGCGGCGCCGCCGUCUUCUCGGCGCUGGAGCAGCCCAAGGAGCGGGAGGCGAAGGCGCGCUGGGCGCAGAGGUUCGAGCACUUCUCCCAGAAGCACAACCUGAGCAGGAGGGACCUGCGCAACUUCCUGAGGAGCUACGAGGAGGCGAACGUGGCGGGCAUCCGGGUGGACACGGUCAGACCCCGGUGGGACUUCACGGGAGCGUUUUACUUCGUCGGGACCGUGGUGUCGACGAUUGGGUUUGGGAUGACCACUCCCGCCACCAUUGGAGGAAAAAUCUUCCUGAUGUUUUAUGGACUGCUGGGCUGCGCCGCCACCAUCCUCUUCUUCAACCUCUUUCUGGAGCGCGUCAUCACCGUCAUCGCUUUUGUCCUCAAGUCCUUCCAUGAACGGCGCCACAACAAGGCCGUCCUGCCGCAGAAUGGACGCCGGGCUUCUGAGGGUGAGAAGGCGGGCAGAGCCGAGGUAGGCGCAGUAGGAAAGCGUGAGGAGCUCGCCGGCUGGAAACCCUCGGUUUACUGCGUCAUGUUCAUCCUCGGGGCGGCGGCAAUCUUGGUGUCCUGUUGCGCCUCGCUGAUGUACUCGGCGGCUGAAGGCUGGGGCUACUUGGACUCGCUCUACUUCUGCUUUGUGGCCUUCAGCACCAUCGGGUUCGGGGAUAUGGUCAGCAGUCAGAGGAUCUCCUACGAGGGUCACGCCACGGCUGCUUACCGGGUUGGAAACUUCUUCUUCAUCCUCACCGGUGUCUGCUGCAUCUACUCCCUCUUCAACGUCAUCUCCAUCGUCAUCAAGCAGGUCCUCAAUUGGCUGCUCAGGAGGUUGGAAGCCUCUUGCCUCUUGCACUGCUGCUUCCCUAGGAGGGGUCCUCACCCGCACCGGCACCCUCGCCGGAACGUGGUGGCCCCGGGACAUCUUCGUGCCUGCAGGGACCCUUCCAUUGAGACGGACGCCAUCAACGAGAGCGAGACCGACCCGGGCCGCAGGAUGUCUGGGGAGAUGAUCUCCAUGAGGGACUUCUUGGCUGCCAACAAGGUGAACUUGGCCAUCAUGCAGAAGCAGCUGUCGGAAAUGGCGGUCGGACACCCGCGGCAGUCCGGCGGCUCCUGCUCGCAUCAGAACGGAUUCUCAGGAGGGGUGGGUGCCCUGGGCAUCAUGAACAACCGGCUGGCGGAGACCAGCGUGGACAGAUAAGGUGUUUUUAAAAAAAAUAAAAGAUACAGAAGAAUGAAGAGGAAGAGUCUGAGGCGGGCGUGGGCUAACUGAACCCCCCAUAGCCACCUCUCAGCAGGUGCAAGCGAAUCCAUCUCCGUCCGCUUUCCUUUGAGGAACUUGACUCUGUGUCAGUUUGCUGAAAUCUUUCAUUCGGACCGGAGUGCUGGAAUGUUCCCUGGUGAUGAACCCAGUUUCCAUGGGGAUAAAUAAAUAAAAAAACAGCCUGCCUAGAGUGUCGUUUUCUGAGCUCCUUCACACCUAAACGCAACAUCCUGGGUUUGUCUGUUGUUUAAAACAUGGUUCAUGUUCAGGAAAUGAAAUGAUGCCAAAUACAGUAUGUUAUGUCCAGAUAUUUUAAUGCAUAUAAGUAAUUUGUCUAUUGGCAUUUUUAAGCGAGAAGAAGCUGGCAAUCUUCCAACACAUUUCUGUAAUUCUUAAUAAAACCUGUUUAACUUUG
Molecule: messenger RNA, 2182 nt
Organism: Poecilia reticulata (guppy)
Lineage: Eukaryota; Metazoa; Chordata; Actinopteri; Cyprinodontiformes; Poeciliidae
Gene: kcnk13b
Product: potassium channel, subfamily K, member 13b
Biological process (GO): stabilization of membrane potential; potassium ion transmembrane transport
Cellular component (GO): plasma membrane
Molecular function (GO): potassium ion leak channel activity; outward rectifier potassium channel activity
Source: RefSeq, a predicted model, not a curated record